AUGGCUGCUCGUUGGAGGAAGCUGGUAUCCAGCACCGGCCUUUCUCGCUCCUCGCAUCUUUUGUCAGCCAAUGCUCCUGAUAUUUGGAUUUUUGGAGGAGAACUCCUACCUCGCCAACCAGUAGGCAAUGAUAUAGAUUUAGUCGGCAUGGGUACAGAAUCAGAAGAAAUUGGAAUAAAAACGCUGCCGGCGUCAGCAGGUGCACCUUCAGCCCGUGUUGGCUCAGCCAGUGUGACGGCUAAUGGGCGCAUUUGGCUCUUCUCCGGACGUGGGGGGCUGGCCAUGGAUCCAAUUGAGGAGAAUGGAAGCCUCUGGCAAUACAAUCCUGCCACCUACGAAUGGCAGCAAUUUUUUACCAAAUCAUUGGCUUAUCCUACGUCACGCAGCUAUCACGCAAUGACAUUUGAUGGCGAGAAAACUAUAUAUGUCCAUGCAGGGUGUCCAUCUCAGGGACGACUUUCUGACUUGUGGGCGUUUAAUAUCGAGACACUAACCUGGACCGAACUCCCUUCAGCUCCUGGCCCUGCCCGCGGAGGAACGUCAAUUGCCUUUUGCAAGGGUCAACUCUAUCGCCUGGGCGGAUUCGAUGGAAAGUCGGAGCAAGGGGGUGAGCUCGACAUCUAUGACCCAGACGCCAAAAAGUGGAAUACUGUUACCUUCACGGCUGAUGGUAUUCACGGCCCCGAAGCACGCAGUGUAGCGACGCUUCUGGCAGUACAACUGCCUGGAAAAGAACAUGCUCUAGUCACUAUGUUUGGAGAACGGGAUCCUUCAUCGCUUGGACACGCAGGAGCUGGGAAGAUGUUGGACGAUGUGUGGGUGUUUGACAUCAAGUCUUCAAACUGGAGCAGAAUCGAGUUCUCAGAACAAAGCGCUACCCCCGCAGCCCGAGGAUGGUUUGCUGCAGAUGUGUCAAGGCAGUCAGAUGGAGAUGCGAUCAUUGUUCAUGGAGGCCUUGCAGAAGACAACACUAGGCUGGGAGAUGUAUGGAGGCUCGACUUCUCGUAA
Trichoderma asperellum CBS 433.97 is the source of this 1008-nucleotide messenger RNA. RefSeq lists its product as uncharacterized. Gene Ontology annotation, molecular function: protein binding. The record is from RefSeq and is a predicted model, not a curated record. NCBI's taxonomy places the organism in Eukaryota, Fungi, Ascomycota, Sordariomycetes, Hypocreales, Hypocreaceae.